Messenger RNA from Cheilinus undulatus (humphead wrasse), 14002 nucleotides. RefSeq names its product collagen, type XII, alpha 1b (gene col12a1b). Gene Ontology annotation, molecular function: protein binding. Bases 230 to 11065 code for a protein of 3611 amino acids. The transcript is spliced from 78 exons. The record is from RefSeq and is a predicted model, not a curated record. Lineage: Eukaryota; Metazoa; Chordata; Actinopteri; Labriformes; Labridae.
UGUGUGGAGACUCUUCCCACUUGGAGAGAGUCUCGCAGACGCGUCUGGGAACCACAAACCCCGCGGAGCUCUCUGACUUCUACAUCGGACCAUCUCACCCCCCUUUUGUUUGGCUGGAGGUCUACGACAGAGACUAGAUCUUAUUUUUCAUCCUGAAACCACUCAGAGGAAAUUCACCCAUCUCUUCUUUAGCUUCAUUCAUGUGCUGCUGAGCCAGAGGAAGCUGAAGAUGAAGAGCAGGCUGUCUCUGACGGCGGCUGCCCUCCUGGCACUGCUGCUGUGCACCAUCCAAGCCCAGAGUCAAGUGGACCCUCCGACAGAUUUGAGGUUUAAGAUUUUAAAUGAGAACACAGUGCAAAUGACGUGGAGUAGACCACAGACGAGGAUACAGGGCUACAGAAUACAAGUGACCUCAGACACAGAAGAACCAACAAAAGAAUUUACUCUGCCUGCAUCUGCAACCAAGACGUCCAUCUCAGACCUGGUUCCAGAUGUGGAUUAUGUAGUAACAAUAUCUACGUACGCUGGAUCAGUGGACAGUCUACCCAUCUCCGGCCAGAUCACAAUUGAAUCAAGUGGCAGCACAAGAGGACCUCCCAGGAAACCAGACGCUUCAGAUUCAGUCAAAUGCUCCUUCAGUGCCAUCGCCGAUCUAGUCUUCCUCGUGGACGGCUCCUGGAGCGUGGGCAGGCCCAACUUCAAAUACAUCCGCAACUUUAUCUCAGCCACAGCCGGAGCCUUUCAGAUAGGGGAGGACAAAACCCGGGUGGGCGUGGUCCAGUACAGCAGCGAUGCCCGAACAGAGUUCAACCUGAACAGCCACUUGACCAGACCAGCACUGCUUCGGGCCAUUGGCUCUCUACCGUACAAGGGCGGAGACACAAAGACAGGUGAUGCUCUAAACUACCUGCUAAGAAACACUUUCACCGAGAAGGCCGGCAUCAGAACGGGUUUCCCUAAAGUUCUGGUGAUCAUCACUGACGGCAAAUCUGAGGAUCAGGUGGAGAGUUAUGCCAAGCAGCUCAGGAACAAGGGGGUGGAGAUCUUUGUUCUCGGUAUUCAACAGGCUGAUCCAGAAGAGAUGAGGCUAAUGGCCUCCACUCCUCACAGAAGGCACAUCUUUAGUGUCGCCAACUUUGACUUGAUCAAGACUGUGCAGAAAGAGCUAAUUGUUCAGGUGUGCGCCGGUGUUGACGAUCAGCUCAACUCACUAGUCAGCGGAGAAGAAGUUGUCGAAGCAGCCUCUAACCUCCAAGUCCUGGAAGUGGCCUCAAAGUCCAUACGGGUCUCAUGGGACCCCUCUAUCGGAGAAGCUUCUGGAUACAAAGUGCAGAUGAUUCCCAUGAUGACUGGCAGUAAGCGUCAGGAAGUUUAUGUGGGCCCCGGUCAGACCUCAGUGGUGGUCAGAGAUCUUUCCCCUGACACUGAGUACCAGAUCAGUCUGUACGCUCUGAAGGGCCUGACGCCCAGCGAUCCUGUCACAGUCAUGCAGAAAACACAGCCAGUUAAAGUCUCAGUGGAGUGCUCCCUCGGUGUGGAUGUUCAAGCCGAUGUCGUCCUCCUGGUUGACGGGUCCUACAGUAUUGGUCUGGCUAAUUUUGCUAAGGUCCGAGCUUUCCUGGAGGUGCUCGUGAACUCCUUUGACAUUGGGUCGGAUAAGGUCCAGAUAAGCUUGGUCCAGUACAGCAGAGAUCCCCACACUGAGUUCUACCUGGACACUCACCACGACCUAAACGCUGUGGUCAAGGCUGUGAGGACUUUCCCGUACCGCGGAGGUUCCACCAACACUGGCAGGGCCAUGACCUACGUAAGAGAUAAGAUCUUUCAGGCUGCCAGAGGAGCACGUCCCAAUGUUCCUCGUGUCACCAUCCUCAUCACUGAUGGGAAAUCAUCCGACGCCUUCCAGGAUCCGGCCAACAAACUGAGAAGAGCCGAUGUGGAGAUUUUUGCUGUUGGUGUUAAGGAUGCUGUACGAUCUGAGCUGGAGGCCAUUGCUAAUACUCCUGUGGAGACCCAUGUGUAUACCGUAGAGGACUUUGAUGCUUUUGAGAAGAUUUCUAAAGAACUCACACAGUCCAUCUGCUUGAGAAUCGAGCAAGAACUUCGCAAAAGAAGACUGGUUCCACCAAGGGCACUGUCCUUCUCAGAGGUUGGCCCAAGAAGCUUCAGGACUUCCUGGGAGAUGGACGCCACCAAUGUUGAGUCUUUUUUGGUUCAGUUCAAGCCAGCAGCUGAGACGGACGGGCAUUAUGUGUCCAUGUCUGUGCCAGGAGACACGCUCACUGCCCUCCUCCCCAACCUCACCCCUCUCACACGCUAUGAAGUCAAUGUUUAUGCACAGUAUGACAAAGGGGACAGCUCGCCUGUGACCGGCUAUGAAACCACUUUAGAAGAGCUUGGCUCCGUGCAGAACCUGAGAGUAUCAGAAGAGACCACAAACAGCUUCAGAGUGUCAUGGCGGGCAGCCCCAGGAGCCGUCACUCGCUACCGUUUGACCUACGAGCCUGUUGACGGCACAGGGACGAGGAUGGAGACAGCCACUGCCGGAGAAGAGACGACCAUCGUGCUACAGGAGCUUCUGCCUAAAACCACCUACAGGGUCACGGUCAGCCCUGAAUACAGUUCUGGAUCCGGAGUUCCUCAGCAGGCAGACGGUACCACCAAAGAAGUCAGGGGUUCCCCACACGACCUGAGGGUUUUUGACGAGACCACGUCCUCCAUGAAGGUGUCCUGGGAGCCGGCACCAGGGAAAGUGCUGCAGUACCGUGUGGCAUAUAAACCAUCUGCUGGCGGCCCUAGGAAGGAGCUGUCUGUGAAAGGCAACACCACAACCAGCGUCCUGAAGAACCUGCAGCCUGGCACCCAGUACGACAUCUCUGUCAGUGCUCGAUACCAGUCCGGCCUGGGUGACGCACUGGAAGGACAGGGCAGCACGCUAGAAGAGGGAGGCCCACCCACAAACCUGGUCACCAGCGAUGUUACAGACACCAGCUUUGCUGCAUCCUGGACUGCAGCGCCUGGAAACGUGAAGAUGUACCGGGUUCGAUGGAAGUCUUUGUUCUCUGAAGAGGCUGGAGACAAAACGGUGCCAGGGGAUGUGACAAACACGGUUCUGGAUGGUCUUACUCCAGAAACGCUUUACCAGGUUUCUGUAGUCGCCGCCUACAGUCACAAAGACAGCGAGCCCCUCACAGGACAGGAAACUACUGAUGCUUCUGCUGCUGCUAAAAAACUGACUGUGUCAGACGAGACUGAGCGGACCAUGAAGGUCACAUGGAUGCCCGCACCAGGCAAGGUGGUAAACUACCGACUAAAGUACACUCCCAGUACUGGAGGAAAGGAAGUGAUCCUCAGGAUCCCUGGGUCGGUCACCUCCACAGUCAUGAAGCGCCUGCAGCCAAUGACCACCUACAAUAUCACCGUUCACCCCAUCUACAAGCGCGGGGAAGGAAAAGCAAGGCAAGGAGUAGGAACGACACUGUCCCCCUACAAGCCCCCCAGGAACCUCCAGACCUCAGAGCCAACCAAGAACAGUUUCAGAGUCACCUGGGAUCCUGCGCCUGGAGAUGUUAGAGGCUAUAAAGUUACCUUUCACCCCACUGGGAAUGACAUAGACUUGGGGGAGCUGAUGGUCGGUCCCUAUGAUAACACAGUCGUUUUAGAGGAGCUAAGGGCAGGAACUAAGUACACCGUUUCUGUGUUUGGGAUGUUUGAUGGUGGGGAGAGUGUGCCCCUCGCUGGAGAGGAGAAUACAACCCUAAUGGACGCUCCUGAUCCACCUCUACCUGAUCUUUCUGAAACUCAGUGUAGGACGUCAGCUAAAGCUGACAUCGUGCUGCUGGUGGAUGGCUCCUGGAGCAUCGGCCGCAUCAACUUCAAAACCAUCCGCAGCUUCAUCGCUCGUAUGGUCAGCGUGUUUGAUAUCGGCCCUGACAAAGUUCAGAUCGGUUUGGCUCAGUACAGUGGAGAUCCAAAGACUGAGUGGCACCUCAAUGCCCACCCAACUAAGGAGUCCCUCCUGAAUGCUAUUGCCAACCUGCCAUACAAAGGAGGCAACACCAUGACGGGACUGGCUCUGAACUACAUCCUACAGAACAACUUUAAAGAAAAUGUAGGGAUGAGGCAAGACACACGAAAAAUUGGUGUCCUCAUCACUGAUGGAAAGUCCCAGGACGAAAUCGUCAUGAAGUCACAGAACCUGAGGGACAGUGGCAUCGAGCUUUAUGCCAUUGGUGUGAAAAAUGCUGACGAGAAUGAGUUGAGGUCCAUCGCGUCUGACCCCGAUGAAAUUCACAUGUACAACGUGAACGACUUCCAGUUUCUGCUGGACAUCGUUGACGACCUUUCAGUCAACCUGUGCAACAGCGUCAAAGGUCCAGGAGACGAGGCUCUGGAGCCACCCACCGACCUGGUGACCUCAGAGGUGACCCACCGCUCCUUCCGUGCCACCUGGACGGCACCCGCUGGCCCCGUCGACAAGUAUCGUGUCACCUACGCGGCUGUGGCUGGUGGACCCACCCAGGAGCUGCUGGUCGAUGGCUCAGUGACGACCACAGUCCUGGAAGGCCUGACCCCUCUGACCGAGUACGUGGUCAAUGUUUACUCCGUGGUUGACGAGAUCAGCAGCGAGCCUCUGAAGGGCACAGAGACCACCUUGCCCCUGUCCAUGGCCAAGAACAUGAUUGUUUACGAUGAGACCUCCACUACCAUGAAGGUGAGGUGGGAGGAGGCUGAAGGUGCCACUGACUACAGGCUCGUCUACAAAUCCAUCAACGCCUCUGAGCCUCAGCUGGAGAGUGAGGUACGUGUUGGAGGUGAUGUAACAAACGUCCUGCUGGAGAAACUGAUACCAAACACAGCCUACGCCCUUGAACUAUUCGCUAUACACGGAGAGUCUGCCAGCGACCCUCAGGAAGGGACUGGAGUCACCUUGCCCAUGCCUCCUGCUGGAGUCCUGAGAAUCACGGAUGUGACUCACAGCACCAUGAGGCUCAACUGGGACGCUGCUCCUGGAGCAGUCCGCAAGUACAUCAUCAACUAUAAACCAGAGGAAGGAGACCUGAAAGAGGCUGAAGUGGACGGUGACAUUACCACCCUGGAUCUGUCCAGCUUGAUAUCCCAGACUGAGUACGAUGUGGCCGUCACUCCCGUCUUUGAUGAGGGACCUGGAAGCGUGAUGCUCGGGAGCGCCAUCACAGACGUGGUUCCAGCUCCAAAGAACCUGCAGUUCUCUGAGGUGACACAGAACUCCUUCAGAGCCACGUGGGAGCACGGAGCCCCCGAUGUGGCCCUCUACCGCAUCGGCUGGACCAAGAUAGGGGAGAAUAACCCCCAGUUUGCCAUCCUGAAUAGCGAUGAGACCACUCAUGUUCUGCCAAACUUGGACCCAGACACCGAAUACUCUGUCACCGUCACAGCCAUCUACCCAGAUGAGUCAGAGAGUGAGGACCUGAUGGGAAAUGAACGCACAUUGUUGAGGUCUGCAGAGGUGCCUCCUGAGCCUCCUCGUAACCUGAGGGUGUUCAACGCCACCAUCUCCUCACUGACAGCGAAAUGGGACGCGGCCCCUGGCCCUGUCCAGAACUACAAGAUCACCUACAAACCCGUCACUGGAGGGGAGCCUCUCACAGCUCAGGUAGGAGGAAAGAAGACGAGCUUCAUUCUGCAGAAGCUGGAGCCUGACACUCAGUACUCUGUCAGCGUGGCUGCCAUGUACCCGACAGGCAUCAGCAAAGACAUCUCUGGAGAAGGACAAACUAAGCCUCUGGGUGGGGUGAGGAACCUGCAGGUGUUGAACCCCACCAUGACCACCCUGAACGUUCGCUGGGAGCCGGCUGAGGGCCGGGUCAAGGAGUACAAAGUCAUUUAUGUUCCUGCCGCCGGAGGAGCAGAGAGCAUGGAAACAGUGUCUGCAGGAACAACCACCACCAUGCUGAGAGGUCUGCAGCCCGACACCCUCUACACUGUGUCUCUGGUGCCAGUUUACGCUGCAGGAGAUGGAAAGAUGAUGUCUGAAAACGGAAAGACAAGACCCCUGGGAGGAGUGAAGAACCUGGAGGUGACGGACCCCACCAUGACCUCUCUGACAGUAAACUGGGAACCUGCUGAUGGAGCUGUUCGUCUCUACAAGGUCUUCUAUGUACCCGUCGAUGGUGGCUUGGAGGAGAUGGAGCAAGUUCCUACUGGCACCACCUCCAUCAUCCUGAGGAAUCUGCUGCCCGACACACCGUACACCGUGUCAGUGUUACCAGUCUACCCUGCAAGAGAGGGAAAACGCCAGUCAGAGAAUGGGAGGACAUUGCCUUUGGGUGGCGUGGGCAACAUGAAGGUGAGCAACCCAACCAUCACCACUCUGACCGUCACCUGGAACCCAGCUGAUGGAAACGUUCAGGGCUACAAAGUCAUCUACGUCCCUGAAGACGGAGGGCUGGAGAUUGUGGAGCAAGUGUCAGAGAGCACCACCAGAACUGUCCUGGAGAAGCUUCUACCUGACACCCGCUACACGGUCACCGUGGUCCCUGUGUACGCCGAGGGAGACGGACCUAGUCUGACCGACUCUGGGAAGACAAGGCCGCUGGGCUUUGUGAAGAACCUGCAGGUGACCGAUCCCACCACCAGCACCCUGAACGUCCGCUGGGACCCCGCCGAGGGAAAUGUUCGCGAGUACAUUGUGAUCUGGGUGCCCACUGCUGGAGGAGAGCAGGAUGUGGACCAGGUAUCUGGGACCACCACCUCUACUGUCCUGAAGAACCUGGAGCCAAACACAGAGUACACCGUCACCCUGGUGCCUGUCUACCACGAGAUGGAGGGCAAAUCUCAGUCUGCAAACGGAAAGACAAAUCCUAUGGGUGGAGUGAAGAACCUGCAGGUGAUCGACCCGGCCAUCAACACCCUGACGGCUCGCUGGGAACCAGCCCCGGGAAAUGUCCGCAGCUACAAAGUCUUCUACACAGCUGAACCAGGAGGCGAAGAAAAAAUGGAGGAGGUGUCAGGAGGCACCACCAGCACCAUCCUCAGGAACCUGGAGGCCAACACUGUCUACAAUGUAGCUGUCGUUCCUGUCUAUCCAGACGUGGAGGGCAUUCGUCAGGCCGAGAAGGGAAAGACAAAGCCUCUGGGUGGAGUGAAGAAUCUCCAGGUGACUGACCCCACCACUAACUCCCUCAGGGUCCGCUGGGAGCCGGCCGAUGGCGACGUCAGGCAGUACCAAAUCAUCUACGUCCCCACUGGCGGCGGAGCCGAGGCCAUGACUCAGGUUUCAGGAAUGUCGACUAACACGGUGCUGAGAGACCUGAAGCCAGACACAGAAUACAAAGUGACGCUGGUGCCCAUUUACCCUGAUAUGGAGGGGAAACGCAUGUCUGAGAACGGAAAGACAAGGGCUCUGGGCGGGGUGAAGAAUCUGCAGGUCACUGAUCCCACCACCAGCUCCCUGAAGGUGCGCUGGGACCCGGCAGAGGGCAACGUCCGUCAGUAUCGCAUCUUCUACGUUCCUGCAGCUGGAGGAGCCGAGGACAUGGAACAAGUAUCAGGUGGCACCACUAACACCGUUCUAAGGAACCUGCUGUCAGACACUCCCUACACUGUGACGGUGGUUCCAGUUUACCCAGAAGGAGAAGGUCUGCGCCAGUCCGACAAAGGAAAGACACUCCCACGCACGCCACCCAAGAACAUCCAGGUGUACAACCCCACCCCCAACAGCCUGAACGUGCGCUGGGAGCCCGCCACAGGCCAGGUUCAGCAGUACCGGGUGGCUUACUCCCCCCUGACUGGAGCCAGACCCAGCGGGACGGUCAUGGUUCCAGGAAGUAUUACCAAUGCCUUCCUGGACAACCUGAUCCCAGACACUCCUUACUCCGUCUCUGUGUCAGCUAUGUACGCCGACGGCGAGGGAUCGCCCAUCAAAGACACUGGCAAAACACUGCCCCGUGCCGGUCCCAGGAAUAUGCGGGUGUUUGAUGCCACCACCAGCACCCUCACCAUCGGCUGGGACCAUGCUGAGGGUCCUGUAAGGCAGUACAAGAUCGCCUACGCCCCCAUGACUGGAGACCCCAUCACUGAGUUUACUACAGUUCCAGGAAACAGAAACAACGCCAUGCUGCAGAAUCUGUUCCCCGACACCCCGUACAACAUCACUGUGGAGGCCAUCUAUGCCGACGGCCCCGGAGGGUUGCUCAAUGGGAACGGACGCACAGUUGGCCUGCUGAGUCCCAGAAACCUCCGUAUCUCAGAUGAGUGGUACACCCGGUUCAGAGUGGCCUGGGAUGCCGUGCCAGCUCCUGUCCAGGGUUACAGACUUUCCUACUCUCCUGCAGGCUCUCAACAACCACCCAUAGAUAUGUUUGUGGGCGACGUGACCUCUUACACUCUGCACAACCUGCAGCCUGGAACCACCUACGAUGUCAAAGUGGUCGCUCAGUACACCGGAGGCACGAGUGGGCCACUCCCCGGGCAGGGAACAACACUCUUCCUGAAUGUGACAAACAUCGAGACGUACAACGUCGGUCACGACACGUUCUGCAUCAAAUGGGAUCCUCACAGAGCAGCUACAUCCUACCGCAUCAAACUGAACCCUGCUGACCCCUCCAGUAAAGGAGCUCAUGAGAUCACCAUCCCCGCUGGUCUUCCUCAGCACUGCUUUGAAGGACUUUCCUCCGAUGCUCUUUACACCGCCACCGUCUUCGUCCAGACCCCGAAUCUUGAAGGUCCUGGAGUCAGCGCCAAGGAGAGAACAUUGGUGAAGCCAACUCCAGUUCCAACACUCCCACCAACACCGGCCCCUCCCCCCACCAUUCCCCCAGCAUGGGCAGUUUGCAAAGGAGCUAAAGCAGAUGUGGUGUUCCUCAUCGACGGAUCAUGGAGCAUCGGGGAAGAGAGCUUCACCAAAGUCGUGAACUUUGUCUCGGGUAUGAUCGGCGCCUUCGAUGUGAUCGGACCCUCAGGAAUGCAGGUGUCGUUUGUGCAGUACAGCGACGACGCCAAGACUGAGUUCAGACUGAACGCUUACCAGGACAAAGGCACUGUUAUGUCCACUGUCACUCAGAUCCGCUACAGAGGAGGAAACACCAAGACAGGAAUCGCCCUGAAACACACGAAUGACAAAGCCUUCUCUGUUGAAAAUGGAAUGAGAAGAAAUGUACCAAAGGUGGUCGUGGCGAUCACAGAUGGACGCUCUCAGGAUGAGGUGAAGAAGAACGCUGCCAAGCUGCAGCACGCAGGUUACAGUGUUUUUGCCAUCGGAGUUGCUGAUGUGGACUUCGUCGAGUUGCAGGAGAUUGGCAGCAAACCCAGCGACAGGCAUGUCUUUGUUGUGGACGACUUUGAUGCUUUUGAUACCAUCAAAGAAAACCUGAUUACCUUCAUUUGUGAAACUGCAUCAUCAUCAUGUCCCCUGAUCUUCCUGAACGGGUUUACUUCACCUGGCUUCAGGAUGCUGGAGGCCUUCAACCUGACAGAGAAAACCUACAGCUACAUUAAAGGCGUCUCUAUGGAGCCGGGCUCCUUCAACAGCUUCACAGCGUACCGACUCCACAAGAACGCCUUCCUGAAUCAGCCGACAACAGAGAUCCAUCCUGAGGGUCUUCCUCACGCCUACACCAUCAUCCUGAUGAUCCGCCUCCUCCCCGACUCACCCAACGAGGCCUUUGACAUCUGGCAGGUGUCAAGCAAAGACAACAAGCCAGAGACAGGCGUCACCAUCGACCCCUCCAGCCAGACCGUUUCCUUCUACAACAAAGACGAGCGCGGUGAGAUCCAGAGGGCCAAGUUUGACAGCGAUCAAGUCAAGAGGAUCUUCCAUGGAAGCUUCCACAAGCUCCACAUCAUGGUCUCAUCCACCAGCGUCAAACUCAACAUCGACUGCCAAGAAGUGGCUGAGAAGGAGAUCAAGGCUGCAGGAAACACGUCCAGCGAUGGCUACCAGGUCCUGGGCAAGAUGUCCAAGUCCCUGGGAUCCAAAGGAGAAUCAGCAACUUUCCAGCUCCAGAUGUUUGAUAUUGUCUGCAGCUUGGGCUGGACCAGCAGGGACAGAUGCUGUGACCUCCCGUCUAUGAGAGAUGAGCUGAAGUGUCCGUCUCUACCCAACUCCUGCACGUGUAUCUCCCCCGAGGCCAACGGGCUUCCAGGGCCUCAGGGACCAGUGGGUGCCCCGGGCAAAAAAGGACCUCGAGGUGAGAGAGGAGAGGGCGGUGCUCUUGGACCGGUGGGCCCUCGGGGAGAGAACGGACCACCUGGGCCCAUGGGUCUGCCUGGCCCUCAGGGACCGAUCGGCCUGUCAAUCCCAGGAGAAGCUGGCCGUCCUGGACCAAAGGGAGACCCUGGAGACUCUGGCUUACCUGGACAGAAAGGAGCACCUGGAGCUGCUGGUCCUAUCGGCCCGGUCGGACCAGCUGGAGUCAGGGGCCCUCCAGGAAAGGAAGGACCGGCUGGACCCAGAGGCCCUGCAGGGCCCAUGGGACCUCCAGGAUCUCCGGGAAUACCAGGAGCAGCAGGAAAACCAGGAAACCCCGGAGACACCGGUGUCCCCGGCACUGCUGGUGCAAAGGGAGACAAAGGAGAGAGAGGAGACUUUGCUCCUCAGAACAUGAUGCGAUCCAUCGCCAGACAAGUUUGUGAGCAGCUAGUAAACACACAAAUGACUCGAGUCAACACGUUACUGAACCAGAUCCCUAACGGCAUGUACCGCAGCGCCAACCCUGGUCCUCCAGGACCUCCAGGACCUUCAGGCAGGCAAGGACCCCGCGGGGAGCCUGGAACCACAGGAAGGAACGGUUUCCCUGGAACUCCAGGUUUACCCGGGCAGCAGGGAGAGAGAGGCCCUGCAGGAGAAAAAGGAGAUCGAGGAACGCCAGGAGUCGGACAGAAAGGACCGAGAGGACCUGCAGGUCCACCUGGAGAGAGCAGAACAGGACCUCCAGGACCUCCAGGCUCCGCUGGAGCUCGUGGUCCACCCGGACGUCCAGGAUACGCUGGAAUCCGUGGACCUCCUGGACCUCCUGGAUACUGUGAUUCUUCUCAGUGUGUUGGUAUUCCUUACAACGGGCAGGGAUAUGGAGGUUCACCAUAAUAAACUUUCUAUGCCGCCUGUGCUGCUUUCACUGAACAAACAAAAGUCCUGUAACUGAAACACUCGCUCACAUGCUCUUGAGCUGUUUAAAGGAUAAACACCAAAGGAAACCAUUAACAAACUUUGCUGACAGACAACACAGCAAAGAGGGAAACCAGUACUAACAACGACUCACAACACAAACCCAGCAGCAGCAGCCUGCAGCGCUGAUGGCAUCGACCUGUUUUAGUGGCCUGUUUGCAUCUUGAAGCCAAAGACCAAACAAGGAAAUGUUCAGUGGAGGAGCAUGCACCAAACAACAACAACAAACAAGCCAAACAAAUACUAACAAAGGUGGAUUUGUAACAGAGAAACAAGUGCAGCAGCAUCACCAGCAACAACAGCAGCAAGCAACUGUUAACAGCCGCUCUCAUGGUGAAACCUGUAAAUAAACUCGUGUGCCUUGUAAAUGAUGUUUGAAUCAAUCCACUAAAUCUAGUUUUUAACAUCUGUAGUUAUUAAAGCUUGUGCCUUGCAAACACCAACCUGCUGCUUGCUGAAUGCCAAUAGAGACGCCUCUUUGAUUUUCUGUUUGUAGCUGUUUUAAACUGCUCAGGGCCACUCUGGAUCCCUCCUGAGGUUUAGAUACACCACGUCUUUAUUUACAAUAACAAACUACAACUUCCUGUUUGAUCCUGUACUAACAGUCCCAAAGAAGUUUCUCCAGGCUGAUAGAAGGACAAGUGCUUUAUUCCUAUGAAGAAAUGUUUGAGGGUUUGUUGUUCAACACCUGAUAUUAAUACAUGAGCAACAAGAGGAAAGAAAAAAGCAUUGGCAUGUUUACCACAGGAAGGUUUAAGGAAUUUGUCAUGGUGCUACGACAUCAACAAAAACAGCAUCAAACCACAUGUAAACCAUGUGUGUCUGUUUAGGAAUGAUACAGCAGGGUCUACAUGGCAUCAGUCUGUUUAACCCUCAGGCCCUCCUUUAAAAAAUCACACUCUCCCUCUUAAAGCCCUUUUAGGACAUUGGAUAUGUUUAAAAGUAUUUAAAAUGGAUGAAAACCUUUUUUAUUGUUUGGUCCUCAACUCCAGUCCUUGUCAUGUAUAGCAGAAGUGAAAUAUUUUUCAUAAUUUUAACCCUACAAAUGCCAAUUUAUUUUCAUAAUGCAAUAUUUUCUGACACUAAAAUGAAUGAUUUUCUCUCUGAAAAAUGCAAAGCACAUUUUUUUGUGCAGGGAUUAUCAGUCUUAGAUAUGUCAAUGAUUAGCAGCAACACUGAUUUUGACGUACAAUUAAGUUUUGUGCAAUAACAAAAACAUUUUUAAAAAUCACAGUCUCCAACUUAAAGCCCUUUUACGACAUUGGAUAUAUUCAGAAAUAUUAAACAUGAAAGAAAAAACCUUUUAAUCUUUGGUCCUUAACUCCAGUCCUCAUCAUAUAAAGCAAAUGUGAAUUUUCAUAAUUUUAAUUUUUCACUAAACUCUGGCAUCCAUAGAAAACACCCAAAGUAGUUUUAGUUGAAAUAAUUAAUUCCACUGGCCUACAGUCACUGAUGUAUCCUAUCAGUUCAGACAAGGUCAUUAUCUCCCACAAUGCCUCUCUGCAAACUAGGGCUGGGCAAUUAAUUGCAAAUGAGAUUAAAUUGCAGUAUGGCCUGCUGCAAUUUUUAUAUCGCAGAAGGUGCAAUUUUUCUUUAACCCAAAAUGUGUGUCAAAAUAUCAGUUUAGAACUUUUCUUGCAGCAGAGAUGUUAUGCAUUACUCAUCAUGCAAACAUUCUAGUGCCAUGUUUUUAGAAUAGUCCACAAAAAAUCAUAUUUUCUUCAUUUCUGUAUGUUUUUCUUAUUUAUUAAAAAACAAUAAUUCCCUUUGAUACAACAGUUCAUAUAAAAUGUGAAAAAUGAGUAAAAAUUCAUCACAAUUCUGCAAACAUUGAAAAUGCCAAAAUUUGGCGGCUUUUUUUUUUGGUGUGCAAAUAUUUUUAUGUCUGAAUGACUGAAUUACAGAGGAAUUAACAAGAUUCUUAUUUCUGUAUUGCAGUGGCAGUAGAAUGAAAAUAAGUGGUUUUAAUGGCAGUUAAUGAGGCCUGAAAGGGCUUUAGGAGGGAGAGUGUGAGUUUUUGUCUACACAGUGGAAAAUUCUGUCAACAUAGUGUGGAUAAUGAAAUUUCAAAAAUUCAUAAAAAAAUGAACAUCUUUGUCAAAGAUCAUCAUCUUAGCAUGACUGCCAAAGUAACAGUAAAGAAUACAAUCAUAAAGCCCUAAAAGAGCUCUAGGAGGGUCUGAGGGCUAAAGCUCAGGUAUUUACCUUUACUUCCUCGCACAGCUAAAGUACAGAGUUUUUUAUUGUUGCACCAGCUUUGUGGAAGUUCUGUCUCAAGUUCUAGUGUGAAGUUCAAACUAAAACUGAGGUUGGUUUGUGAAAAGUGCUGUUCAUAAGUGUCAUCUGGCUCAACUCCACAGCGCUGAUUCUGGAUUAAAUAACAGGGAAUCAAGGAAAGAAACCUAGUUCUGGUUCAAACAGGAGCUAGCUACUGUAGCUCACAUUAAAGAGCCCUUUAGAACACUUAAAAAAUGUUCAGACACUCAAAUUUAUAAGAUAAAAGGUUUCAGCCUGGACCUAAAGCAGACUUUUAAAAAGACUCAUUACAGAAGGACGUAUUCUAAUAUGUUUUCCAAGGCUGCAUGGAAAUUUGGUCAUUUUACAGCUUUGAAACUCAUCACAGGAAAACCUAAAAAAGUAUGUUUGUGCUGUAUAUCCAUUUAGCAGCUUUUUACAUCUUAGAGGUCGGAGAAAAAAUCAAUACAGGUGAUAUAUUGGUGAUAUAUUGAAUCGUCUCAUCCACCAAGUAUCGAUUUUUUCAAAUUAACUGCUAAUAUGAACUGAAGUUUAUUGCUGGGUUUCCAUUACAGUUUUUCACACAAUAAAAGUGAUAUUUCUUAAAUUUCGAUUAAGUAC